Dalotia coriaria is the source of this 3471-nucleotide messenger RNA. RefSeq names its product sulfhydryl oxidase 2-like. Bases 1475 to 3238 code for a protein of 587 amino acids. The record is from RefSeq and is a predicted model, not a curated record. The transcript is spliced from 3 exons. Gene Ontology annotation, molecular function: protein disulfide isomerase activity; flavin-dependent sulfhydryl oxidase activity. NCBI's taxonomy places the organism in Eukaryota, Metazoa, Arthropoda, Insecta, Coleoptera, Staphylinidae. Gene Ontology annotation, biological process: protein folding. Gene Ontology annotation, cellular component: Golgi membrane.
UAAAGUUUCCUUAAAUACAUUUACAUGUUCGGUACUUUUUUAAAUACAAACGAAAAACUAUUGGAAUUACAACAGUAGCCAAAAUUGUCACGUACGACAUAGCAAAAUUGAUAAGAUAAAAGGAGUGGAUGCCGAUAUCUAUGCAUAAAUACUGCCACAUGUAACUAAAUAUUUCAUUUCCACUUUGUUUGUAACCAGCCUGAACUCUCAAAAAGUGUAAAAUAAACAAUACUAUACUCAAAUUAAGUUCAAUGAAAAUGUACAACGAAUACGUAUCUAAAAAAAGUAUUAGACCAUGAAAAAGUGUAGUAAUGGUGUAUUGUGCAGAAUAAAAGUUCGGUUGACUAAAUUAGUGAACACGGUGCAUUGAAUUACAUAUUAUGAUAAUUAUCGUAACAUUGACUUCCGGUAAACCUAUUCAAACUAAUCAAACGAUAGUGAAUGUGAGUGGAGAACAGUUGCAGGUUGUCUAAGCACGUUCCUGAUGAUGUGUCUUGGCAUUUAUACGCCAACCUAAACGUUUGUCUUACCAGAAACUAAAUUUUCCAAGAACAGUUCGAAGUUUUAAGAAAGUUUCUUUUCGCGACCUUCAUCGACAAGUGGUAACUUUCCCGUUAGGUAUACAAAACGGGUAACCGGUACACUUUGGCGUACGUCAGUAUAUCUUACUCUUGUUCGCGCAGUCAUUGAGUUAUUGCGGUUGUGUCAACAUCACCGGCUAAUCGCUAAUCAACCAAAGAAACACCGCCACUCAACUCAACAUGAUUAAAUAUAAAAUAAACCACACAGUGACAGUGCAUAGAGUGUACUAUAAGAUCAACCACCUGUGAAAAUCUUGAGACAAAUCAUCUGAAGACAUUUCCUCUGCGUUUGAAGGUUAGAGACGUACACAACAGCUGUGAUCGCUUUAAAUGGACAUGUCUAUAAAAUUACGUAUUAAAUUGAUAUUAUUGAACGGCUUAAACAAAUGAAUGUAGGUGUUUUAAGCGAGAACUGCAACGCUCGCGUAAUCUAUUAACAGAUAACGUGAAACCAUAAAAAGGUAUGCGCAUAUAUUCAAUCACACUGGACGUGUUGAGGCAUAUUGAAUGUAUGAUUAAACAUUAGUUGGACGACAAUUUUCCUGAGAGAAUGCACUGUUGGGACUUGUAUGGAUCUUUACACGGAAAAGCGUGACCAGAAAAUGACGCUUUCAUGAUUGUUACUAUGCGUACAGAAUCGAUUCUACGCGAUAAAAAGUGCAUCGCUGUGGAAUAGUGCUGGGAAGGAGCCUGCGACCACGAACAACAACGGCGACGACGGUGAACUUCGAGCGUAAUUGUGAUAAACACACUCACGUACACAUCUGGCUGGACCUCACAACUUCUAUAUAUUAUAAGUCCACGACGGACGGUCCAGUCAGUUUACGCGCGGAGCGUCCGAGUAACGCUCGGGGAGAUUUUCGACUUCAGAUUCGAAUUCGCGCGAGUUCACGAUGCAUACGACCAAAGCCUUCGUUUUCGUCCUGUUCGCUUUUCUCUUCGCUGCGCAUAACGCCGGCGGAAAAUCAUUUAAGGCCGCCAACCCCUUCGAGAAAGCCGAAGUACAAGGGCUGUACUCACCUCAAGACGACGUGGAGAUUCUAACGUCGCUCAAUUUUAGGGAACGCGUAUUUAAUCAACCACAUGCCUCCGUGGUGGAGUUCUACAACUCUUGGUGUGGAUUCUGUCAGCGUUUUGCCCCAUCAUGGAAGGCACUAGCAACGGAUACACUACCAUGGAAGUCGAUGGUUAGCGUGGGCGCUAUUGAUUGUUCCGACGAUAUGAAUAGUCAAUUGUGCCGUGAAUUCGAAAUUAUGGGCUAUCCGGCUCUACGCUAUUUCCAUGAGAACUACCGGACUGGUAUCGGCCGUGUGAUGCGCAAGGGUAAUGAUCUGGAUGAGCUCAAAUACGAGCUGAUGAAAGAAAUGGUAUCCGAACAGCGUAUAGGUAGAGGUUUGGUAUACCCGAAUUUGUUGCCGUACAGGCACAGCACCAUCAACAACCUGUUUGAAGGAUCCGACCCACGUGUCGUAUACGCUUUUCUGGUUGUCGAUGAUGCUGCUACCAUGUACGGUGCACACUUGGCGCUUGAUUUCGCCAAUGUGCCAGAGAUCGUGAUUAGGUAUGCUGAUUUCAAUAGUAGCGACUUGAUUCACAACUUGGGUAUCAAAAAACUGCCGUAUAUGGUAGCGACGGAAAGAAGUGGUAAGAUGGGCGUGUAUUUGCACCUGAAGACCGUCGAUGAAUUAAGAAACGCGAUCAUCGAGUAUGUGAAACCUACACUUAAGCUUCAAUAUAAUAAGGGUGAUGUGUUCCGCGGAAAGUGGAUAGAGGUCGAGGUGCCAGACAUAGCGACUUUAAUGCGCGAAAAGGAAAAGCAAGCAAUUCGGCAGAAAAUUAAGGAAAUGGGUGACGCAGUCUAUCAGGUGGACUUGGAAACAGCGUUAAAACGCAGUUUGCUCAACGAGGUAGCCGCUCGGAAGGAUAUCUCCGGCGAGCGACUGUCAGCGUUACGCGGAUUCGUUAACGUUAUCCGCAAGUAUUUCCCAUUGGGACGCAAUGGCCAAGUUUUCCUGAUGGAUCUCUUCAAUUUGGUGAAUUCACGCUCGGUGGUUCACGGUCAGGAUAUCGCGAAUCUAGUGCACCUGAAUGAGGGCGAGAAUAAGUUCGUGUUCAGCUCUGAGCACAGCUGGAUGGCCUGCGAGGGUUCCACGACUGCGAAACGUGGCUAUCCAUGCGGGUUAUGGAAGCUUUUCCACUAUCUAACAGUGCAGGCAGCGAAUACUGCCGCUGAUCCCAAAGAAGUGCUGUACGCGAUGCACGGCUACAUUAAGAACUUCUUCGGUUGCGAGGAUUGCAGCAGACAUUUCCAGCAAAUGGCGAAGGAGCGGGACAUUGAUGGCGUGAGUUCGCUGAACGGGGCGAUUCUGUGGCUUUGGUCUGCGCAUAACGUGGUAAACAAUCGGUUAUCGGGCGACGCGACUGAGGAUCCCGAGUAUCCAAAGGUACAGUUCCCGACUCGCGAGAAUUGCGCACGGUGUCGCGGCGCGGACGGUAAAUGGAAGUAUCCGGAAGUAUUGCGUUAUUUGAAAACGAUGUACAGUCGUCACAAUAUUAAAUAUCUUGGUACGGAUAUGCGCUUGUUCCAACAGCACACGCCAGUUGAUUCCAACGUAUCUUCAUCUGUUUUCGAACAGAUAGAUUCGACGAGGCUAUAGAAAAAAGAUGUACGCACACGAUCUGCUCGGCAAGGUCUGAACAACGAUAGGACACUUUAGGAAAUCAAUCAAUAUUAGGACGUCAACAAUUCUGACGAUUAGGGCCAUUCAGAAAGACUACAGUCGAAGCAACGAGGACAUCACAAAAUUCAAUAAUCAAAAUACAACAAAUGUUUCCGAUUAUAUUUUUAAGUGAAACAGGAUAUUAAAGCGACACAUUCCAAAGACGGUUA